Raphanus sativus (radish) is the source of this 641-nucleotide messenger RNA. RefSeq names its product protein salt-induced and EIN3/EIL1-dependent 1-like. The transcript is spliced from 2 exons. Bases 209 to 487 code for a protein of 92 amino acids. NCBI's taxonomy places the organism in Eukaryota, Viridiplantae, Streptophyta, Magnoliopsida, Brassicales, Brassicaceae. The record is from RefSeq and is a predicted model, not a curated record.
AAAAAGAAGAUAAAACUAAAUUACUAAUAAAUUAAUACACAAUCAAUGAGACCUGCUCUCAUCUUGUGUGUCUAUAUAACAGCCAGCCAUAACAUGAAGACGUCAAACUUUCUUCUUUAACUCUCAAGAACAAGAACAAAACCAGUCUUCACCAAGAUCCCUAUAGAAUAUAUAUCAACAAACGUACUCUUCUUGGAAGGCAAGAAACAUGAAUCAACAAGAAGCUGCGAGCACUCUUGAACUUGAUUUGAAACUAAAUAUAUUGGAUUCGUCUUUGCCAACUGAGAGCCCAUCUUCAUCGUUAUGUUCGGAAGAAGCUGGAGGUGGAGGAGGAGAGGCUAAACCAAUGGUGGUCGUUGGUUGCCCUAAUUGCAUCAUGUACAUCAUCAUAUCUUUGGAUAGUAGUAACCCUAGAUGUCCUAGAUGCAACAGCCAAGUUUUGCUUGAUUUUCUCAGAGAUCACAACUGCAAGAAGAUUAGUAGCUAAGAAAAUAUCCCAUUAAGCAAAUAUACCAUUAAGAAUGUCCUCUAUCAACGUUGUCACCUAUAUUGACAGUUUGAAUAAAUCGGUGAACGGAUAUAUACUUUUGUUUCCAAAAACAUCGUUUUAAUUUUAUAUGUAUUGUUGACAAUUUAUCUAU